This is a messenger RNA of Drosophila bipectinata, 1343 nucleotides long. Its product is annotated as acyl-coenzyme A oxidase 1-like. Gene Ontology annotation, biological process: lipid homeostasis; fatty acid beta-oxidation using acyl-CoA oxidase. Gene Ontology annotation, cellular component: peroxisome. Gene Ontology annotation, molecular function: acyl-CoA oxidase activity; FAD binding; fatty acid binding. NCBI's taxonomy places the organism in Eukaryota, Metazoa, Arthropoda, Insecta, Diptera, Drosophilidae. The record is from RefSeq and is a predicted model, not a curated record.
CAGUUAUAACAGCUGAGAGCGCAAAAUAAUCUUAAAAAUGUAUUCUCUGUGUCUUCAAUUUCUUAUCUUAAUGAUGUACUAGUAUAAAAACAAAUUGUAGCCCAAAACAUACCUAUCUAGCUCUGAAUAUAAAGCAAUUUUAACUGUUCCCAAGAUAAGAGUGUUAUUAGUUAAUAAACAACAAUCUAACACAUACAGCAAGAAGAGAGCACUCCAAAGAGCGGACGAUCAAAGUUUACAUUAAGAUUGGAAAAAGUUUCGCUUUUAAUGAAGGGGUCCGCCACUUGGACCUCAAUUCGCGAUCAGUUCUCUUAGCGCGCGCAUUUCGGCAGUUCUGAACAAUGUCCUCAUCGGUGAUCCCCAAAACAGUUAAUCCGGAUCUGCAAAAGGAACGGGAUGGAGCAAGUUUUAGUAGCGAGGAGUUCGCCGCCUGGUGGGCAGGAAGCGAUGAGGAUCUAAAGUUCACCCGGGGCAUUCGCGAUUACCUGCAAAAGGAUGUGAAUCUGGACGAGAUGCUGCAGAUCCAGAAUAUGUCACACGAGGAUAUUAACGAAUUUUCCGUACGGACGUCUAUCGAUGCAGCCAAAAAGCUGCGUCGUCUCCAGGAGGAGCGCAAUCCUGGCGGGGAGGAGUACUGGCCAAAUCUCUACGACAGCAAGGUGAUGUGGGGUCUCACACCCGCCGGCAAUCCCUUUGGAGUGAUGUACGUAAUGCUGGUCAAGGCGCUGCAGGCCCAGUGUACACCGGAGCAAUACGAAGAGUUCGGAAAACGCAUGGAGAAGUUCGAGAUCUGCGGCACGUACGCUCAAACUGAGCUAGGUCAUGGCACUUAUCUGCGUGGCCUGGAAACUAGAGCUGAUUUCGAUCCCAAAACGGAUGAAUUUGUACUGAACACGCCGAAGAUAUCUUCCUACAAGUUUUGGCCAGGAGGCUUGGGUCACAGCUCCAACUACUGUCUGAUAAUGGCGCAGUUGUACAUCAACAAUGUAUCUAAAGGACCACACAUGUUCUUUGUCCAAGUGCGCGAUGAAGAGACCCACGAACCCCUGCCUGGCGUCCACAUUGGUGAUAUUGGAAAGAAGAUGGGCUUCAUCGGAGUAAACAAUGGUUUCCUGGGCUUAAAAAACGUGAGGAUUCCUCGCACCCGCAUGUUGAUGCGACACGCCAAAGUCAAUGCCGACGGCUCCUAUGUGAGCAGCCCAGCUAACGUUCUUACCUACUUCGCCAUGGUGCGCACGCGCUGUGUGAUUGCUCGCAACAAUGCCCUGAUGCUUGCAGGAGCUGCUACCAUUGCUACAAGGUAUUCUGCUGUGCGCCGACAGAGUCCCAUAAAUCCGAAGUAA